GGCAAUAGUACGAUGUUUACAACAGUUUUACUUGUUUUUUUUUUCGUUAUGUAAGAAUGAAACCUAAAAUUAAAAUAAAAAAUAUUUUUCUAAAAAUAAUUCGGCAUGAGUAUGUAGCAGCGGUCAAGACCGGUCACUAUCAUAUCGAGAGAACUGUACAGCAAAUAUUGUACAGCCACCUACGAUAGUCACAGGUUCGAUGGUUACUCAAAUUUCGAAUCGUGAAGACUUAACUCGAUAAGUAUUUUUUCAAUUAAUUUCUUCCUACUUAUUAAUUAAACUACGAACUGUAAUUCUUAUUGUGAUUAUUCUGUGAACUGAAUUAUUAUGUGAUUGGAAAUAAAACAAGAAAGUGAAGAAUGGAACCUAUGAAACUUGAUGACAAAAAAAAUAAACCAAAUAAAAAUUUUCUUUUGGCAACUGUUAUUUCAUGCAACUUGGGUUCCUUCGCGUCCGGAAUCCUUUUGACAUGGACUUCCCCUGUAUUACCCAAACUCAAUAACGCGACCAACGUCGAUUCAAAUCCGUUGGGAGAACCAAUAAAUCUUAUUCAGGAAUCAUGGAUUGGUUCCUGUUUGGCACUAGGUGCCAUUUUUGGUCCCCUCUUGGCAGGAUUCACAGCUGACAGGAUUGGCAGGAAGAACACACUCGUUUAUUGCGCUGGACUUCCAUUCCUAAUAUCCCUCCUAAUCCUGGCCUUUGCCAAAACUCCUUUUCUAUACUACGUAGCACGGUUCCUGGGCGGUUUUGGGAUUGGUAACUUAUACACAGCUCUCCCAAUGUACUUCGGCGAAAUAUCCGAAGCAUCCAUCAGAGGAGCCGUGUCAUCUUCCAUGAACGUAUUCAUUUGUUUGGGGGAAUUGUACGCAUACGCGGUUGGACCGUAUGUGUCCAUAAUGUUAUUCUGUCUGUCAUGUGCCGUGUUUCCGCUCGCUUUCAUCCUGACCUUCUUCUUUUUCCCCGACAGCCCUUACUAUCUUCUUGCCAAAGACAAAAUGAGAACUGCCGAAAAAUCUUUGAUGAGACUAAGAAACCGGACGAAAUCGGGAAUUCAACAAGAACUGAAGAUGAUGCAAAGAAACGUAGAAGAAGAAGCAGUAAACAGGGGAAGUUUACGGGAUAUAUUUAAAUCGAAAGGACUCCGAAAAGCUCUGUUAAUUUGCCUGGGACUUGUGUCGUUUCAACAAUUUUCUGGUAUCACCGUGGUGCAAUUUUAUGUAACGAAUAUAUUUGAGGCCACAGGGAGUUCUUUAUCCCCUGAUGUGUCUGCAAUUAUUGUUGGGAUUGUCCAGCUCCUGGCCAGCUUCUCGACCCCCAUUUUAGUAGAUCGACUCGGAAGGAAGCUGCUCUUCCUGAUGUCAGCAAUUGGAAUGGUAAUAUCCGAAGUGCCGCUGGGAAUUUAUUUUUAUUUGAAAGAUGGUGGUACUGACGUCAGUACUUUGGGGUGGUUGCCAGUUCUUUCACUGGUUGCUUACAUUAUAACAUAUAACCUAGGGUUUGGCCCUCUCCCUUGGACUGUGAUGGGAGAAGUAUUUCCCUCAAAUGUCAAAUCCACAGCUUCCAUGAUUACUGCAAGCGUUUGUUGGGCGCUUGGGUUUUUAGUGGCUAAUCUAUUUCCGAUUAUCGCAGAAGCGAUGGGGAAGGGGGGAACAUUCUGGCUGUUUUCAGGAUUUUGCGUUCUUGCCGCCAUUUUUACAGCUUUAUUUUUGGUCGAGACCAAAGGCAAAUCUCUCCAAGAAAUCCAAAAAGAACUCAACAAGUAACAACUUCCUCAGUUUAAAAUUUGGAUCCAGUGUGUAUCUCAAAGCUUAAUUUCUAAUAAAAAUCUAUUGUAAAUAAUGUUAUUAAGCAUCUAUAUUGUACAUAACUAUCUAGUUAUUAUUUUUGUAUGAUAUUUAUGUGACGCAUAUUUUGAUGUUUACCAAAAACUG
This is a messenger RNA of Agrilus planipennis (emerald ash borer), 1931 nucleotides long. Its product is annotated as facilitated trehalose transporter Tret1-like. The coding region runs from base 360 to 1763 and encodes 467 amino acids. Gene Ontology annotation, molecular function: sugar transmembrane transporter activity. The record is from RefSeq and is a predicted model, not a curated record. Gene Ontology annotation, biological process: transmembrane transport; carbohydrate transport. The transcript has 2 exons. NCBI's taxonomy places the organism in Eukaryota, Metazoa, Arthropoda, Insecta, Coleoptera, Buprestidae. Gene Ontology annotation, cellular component: membrane.